CAAAAUGUCGAGGUAGAUGGGAAAGGCCAACAUCCACCCCUUUUUCCUUUCGACGCAUUGCUGAGUUUGUUUGCUCCCGAUUCCCUUGGAACCCAAGCAGCGUUUGCGUCUGCCGAGGGAAGAGGAGGGAGAGGGCGUAGCGCGCUCCUCGGCAGCCAUCGGCUUGCCCCCACGCCGGAGGAUUGGGUCUGGAGGCAUGGGGAACUCUCUCGGGUGCUCGGCCUCCGGCGAGCGGUUGGUGUCCGCGGCUCGGGACGGCGAUCUAAUCGAAGCCCGCAUGCUGCUGGAGUUCAACCCUGGACUCGCCAAGUACUCCACCUUCCGUGGCCUCAACUCCCCUCUACAUUUCGCCGCCGCCAAGGGCCACAACGAGAUCGUGACGCUGCUGCUAGAGAAUGGGGCCGACGUGAAUCUGAGAAACUAUUGUGGUCAGACAGCAUUGAUGCAAGCUUGUCGUCACGGUCAUUGGGAGGUGGUGCAGACUCUGCUCAUCUACAGAAGCAUUGUGACAAGAACGGACUAUUUGAACGGCCGGAGUGCCCUGCACUUUGCAGCGGUCGGGGGACAUGUGCGCUGCAUUAGGCUGCUGGUGGCGGAUUUCAUCCCUAGCGCUCCGUAUGACAUGAUUGCUGCAGAAAAGGAUGGCACAGGCAGCCCGGGGCGUGCUUUGGACCAAAAAUAUGAUCGGUCUGCGCUGAUGAAGUUUAUUAACAAACCUUCCGAUGGAGGAAUCACAGCAUUACACAUGACAGCUUUGAAUGGUUACUUUGAUUGUGUACAACUCCUACUGGAUUUGGGUGCUAAUAUCUCUGUAGCUACAUUUAACUAUGGCUCAUCUUUCAAUUUGAUAGGAGCUGGAAGCACUCCUUUACAUUAUGCAGCUUGUGGAGGGAAUCUUAAAUGUUGCCAGAUUCUCCUUGCUAGAGGUGCUAGCAGGUUGGCGUUGAACUGUAAUGGAUGGCUACCGCUGGAUGCUGCGAAAGUAUGGAGACGACGGUGUCUGGAACCAUUUUUGAACCCAAAUUCAGAACUGAAUCUUCCUGCAUUUCCACUAUCAAAUUACCUUUCCUUGCCCCUCUUGAGUAUACUUAACAUAGCAAGGGAGUGUGGGUUGCAGCCUUCAGUUUUAUCUGAUAGUUAUGAUCUCUGUGCUGUCUGCCUCGAAAGAACUUGCAGUGUUGCUGCAGAAGGCUGUGGCCAUGAACUAUGUGUUCAGUGUGCACUCUAUCUUUGUUCAACAAGCAGCACUCUAUCUGCAAUUGCCGAUCCACCUGGCUCAAUUCCAUGCCCUCUAUGCCGAAAUGGAAUAGUUUCUUUCGUCAAAUUACCUGCAACCCCGGCUAAGGGGCUGAAGCCAAACCUAGCACUCACUCUCUGCAGCCCCUGCAUUUUAACUCCAUGCGCCGUUGAUAUUCCCAUCUCAAAUAGAAUAGAGGCGCCACACAGGAAUCAGGCAGCUUCUUCUGAGCUCGUAUGCCCGCUUGUUUGUACCCCGUUCUCGGCUGGUUUCAUCUCCCCCAACUAUGAUGAUGAGCCAUGUCCAUCAAGUGAAUCCCAAGUAGAAGUUCAACCACAAUCAGCACGCUCGACGCAGACUACUUCCAGCGAGCUGGAUAAAAUAGACGAGCAGAAAGCCGAUCCUAGCUGCUCAGGUAUGUUCUGGGGUCGAAGAAGCUGCAAUAGGGAGCAUCAGUGCAAUUCCGAAAUAAAUGCUGGCUGGAAAUGGAAAACAAGCGACGACAAACCGGAAAGGCCACACAACUUGAGGCCAUUCGAUCUAUUUUCACUCCUUUCUUCUAACUUCGUCCUCGCCCUUUGUCCACUCUUCAUUUCGGUCGAGGAGAACGGAGAAUUGAAGCAGGAAAAGCGGUGCUUGGGUAAGGCUCGCGAGUCAAAAGUUUGGGUUUUUUUUUGUUGCUUCGUCGGCGGCGCUGACGAGGUGUUUCUUGUCUGCGCAGGGAAGAUGGGCGUGGGAGUGUCGAGCGUCAUGGGGCCGGAUGGUGAGGCUGGCGGCCUCCCGACGGGGCUGGGGGAUCUCCCGGAGAACUGCGUCGCGGCGGUUCUUGCCUACCUUGAGCCGCUGGAAAUCUGCCGGGCGGCCCGGCUCAGCCGGACAUUUCGGGGGGCGUCCUCCUCGGACUCGGUGUGGGAGACGAAGCUCCCGAGGAAUUACCGGCAUCUGUUGGCGCUGGCCACGGAUGAGGAAAACCCUUACAAAAAGAGCCGUCUUUGCAAGAAAGAGAUCUAUGCGCGGCUGUGUCGUCCGGUUCCCUUGGAUGGGGGUACCAAGGAAUUUUGGCUCGAGAGGACCAGUGGUGGAAUCUGUAUGUCAAUUUCCUCGAGGGCUUUGCUGAUAACAGGGAUUGAUGAUCGGAGAUACUGGAGCUAUCUCACUACAGAGGAAUCUGGAUUCCACUCGGUAGCUUACCUUCAUCAAACUUGGUGGUUUGAGGUAGAUGGAGAAGUUGACUUUUGCUUCCCAGCUGGUUCCUACAGCCUCUUCUUCCGCCUCCACUUAGGGCGUGCCACCAAGCGACUCGGUCGUCGAAUAUGCAUCACUGAACACAUACAUGGGUGGGACAUAAAGCCGGUGCGGUUUCAGCUGUCCACUUCAGAUGGUCAACUUGCUCAAUCCAAGUGUUACCUAGAUAAGAUUGGGAGCUGGAUCCUAUACCAUGCAGGUGAUUUUGUCGUAGAGAACUCUGAUGUGCCGACCAACCUCAAGUUCUCGAUGAAGCAGAUCGACUGCACACACACAAAAGGUGGCCUUUGUGUUGAUUCUGUCUUCAUCUAUCCCAAAGGUUUUAGACAAGGAAAAAUCUUUGCCGCUGACCUGAUGACAUAGAAUAGAUCAAGCAGUCUUUACUGAAUUAGAAGAUACCAGCAGUAGAGCUUAGUGGUUUUGCUCUCUUGUAAGCAAUUGAGUGCAAAUAAUGUACAUAUUUGUGUCAGGAACUUCAUGGACUCUCAGAAGUUCCUGAAUGAAGCUUUUGAAUGGGUGUGUGUAUGAUUUCUUGAGAUCAAAUUUUCGAAAAGUUGGAGAAACUUGAACUUGAACUUA
Molecule: messenger RNA, 3061 nt
Organism: Zingiber officinale
Lineage: Eukaryota; Viridiplantae; Streptophyta; Magnoliopsida; Zingiberales; Zingiberaceae
Product: probable E3 ubiquitin-protein ligase XBOS33
Exons: 14
Coding region: 197-2845 (882 amino acids)
Molecular function (GO): protein binding
Source: RefSeq, a predicted model, not a curated record